Messenger RNA from Sitophilus oryzae (rice weevil), 2218 nucleotides. RefSeq lists its product as uncharacterized. Gene Ontology annotation, biological process: cellular response to hydrogen peroxide. NCBI's taxonomy places the organism in Eukaryota, Metazoa, Arthropoda, Insecta, Coleoptera, Curculionidae. Bases 168 to 785 code for a protein of 205 amino acids. The record is from RefSeq and is a predicted model, not a curated record. The transcript is spliced from 2 exons.
UGCGCAGAUGCAUGCAUCAAACCUGCUGAUCGCCAUUAUGAUUUUUAUUAGUCAUCAUUAUUUGUGUACUGUCACUGUUUGUAAACAAGGCAUUUUUUACCAAAAUUUGCAUCACAAAACAAGUUAAAGUGCUGUUCGGUGAAGUAUAAUGCUUAUUAUUGCCUUCCAUGAACGAAAUGGAAGAAGAAGACACAAAAUUGUUGGGCUGCUUGCAAAAGCUCGAAUUAGAAGCUCCUAAACGUAACAAUAUAGAUUCCAACGACAACCCAUUCAGGAGAAGAUCAAAAUCAUUAUCAAGCAUUACCAAUUUAGCUCAAAAGGCAUGCGAAUGUGCGCGGAAACAAUCUGCUGUGAAGAAAACCACAUCUUUUAAACGUCAAGGCAAAAAAAUCCUACGCGAUCCUGUGUUACGCAUUGUAAAAUUUAAAGGUGCACAUAAAAAAUCAAAAACCACGACUGAAAAACUAUUUGGGCAUUGCUCUAAACAUACCGAAAAAGACUUUAAAUCGCUGAUAAAUGCUUGUGAGCAGCUCAGUUUGGAUACUGCAGCUAUGAAAACACGUGAGACAUUUUCUUCAGAGAGUUUUCAAAAAGCUCGAGGUGCAUCGCUAGUUCAAACUAAUUCUAAAGUUGAUCUAAACAGUUUAGCCAGUUGUUCACACCAAGCAAGAAUGAAUAUAAAUCCACCUUGUGAUGUGACAAUCGAUGAACUGGCAAGUUAUUUUGAAACAUCGGUACAUAUUCCUAAAAAAAUGAGCUCCAUGGCAGAGAUGAUGUAUAUUUAAAGUUAGAGUAUUCUCAGUUUAAUGUAUUGUUUGUAAGUUCUUAUGAAAUUACUUGUAUUAAUCUCAUUAGUUUUCUUGGGUUUAAGAGUCAUAUAAAAUUAUUAAACAAGACUCAUGGCUGGUUCAUACUUCAUACUUACAACGUUAAUUGUAACACUAAGCCUAAUCUCAAGAACAUGAAUCAGUGUAAAUGAGUGGUUCAAUUACCGCGAUCUUAACAUUAGCAUUAGUCCUAACAGGUUAAAAAUAUGGGAUAUUUUAUAUUUUAAAUUAAAUUGCCCAUGCUCAAAACUUUUAAAUAAUUUUCAUGAUAUGCCAAAUUUGAGGGUUUAUAAAUGUUUAUAAUUAUUAUAUCUAUUCUUUGGUCUAGAAAUAGUUAAUGUGUAUUUACAAAUAAGGAAGUUAGUCUCCGUCAGGGUGCAAUGAUUUAAAUGAAACACAAAGUUACACUUGCUGAAAAAUAAUUGUCAAAGAUAGGUAUAACAAAUUUAAUAAUACAUAUCCUGAUUUUUGAAGUUACAUAUUUCGUUAUUUUGUGUGAAUCCAUUAGACUUGGCAGAUGGCAGAGAUUUAUUUUGAAAUUGUGCUGAAAAUCCGGUAUUUGAAUACAUUUCAUUUGCAAACUCUAGUGCAGAACUAGUUUCUUCUGGUGUUAGGUUAUAUUUUUUUCCCGAGGACUGGAGUGUAGAGAAGAAAAACCAAACCAUACCUCUACACUCCAUAAUCUGCCAUAAUCAAUGUCAAAAAAUGAGCUGGUGUCAGGCUGUUUUAUACCAUUUUUGAAACAGAUGAAUGUUGAUCAAGCCAACUUCUGCCUUCCCUAAUUUAUCUUCUAGUUCAUUCCAAAUUUCUAGCGACAUUUUGUUCUGCAAUAAGUACCUACCUACUUAUUAAAUGGUAGGUACUAAUUUUAUUCUUAUGACAUUAUUAUGUAUUUCAAAAAAAAAUCCCUUUGCUCUAAGCGGGCGAUUUUUUUUGCGAGAAUAGGGGCAUCGGCAAAGUUUACUGAAUAAAAUAUAUCGGUGAUCGAUGUGGAAGAACGACACAUACCGUAGAAAUGUUAAUAUUAUCGAUAUCGGGCAGAGUUACGCAUAUUUAGCCAUUUAGGAUACUAUUUUAAAUAGAAAAUUGAUUAAAAUAAUAAAAAUGUUUUUUUAAAAUAUUGAUUUUUUUGCACCGUGAUCUCCAUACUUCUCUAAUUUUAAAAAUGUUUGUUAAUCUGUGUUAAAGCAAAACAUUAUGUUUCAUAUGAACACAGGCACAUACUAGAAUAUCAUUAAGACAUGUUGUGGAAAUAUGAACAGCUUUUCCAUGAAGUAUGGACCAGCCAUUAGAUCUCUUGAUCAUUUUUCACUCUUAAAUGAGUUUUUCAACUGUAAUCUACUGUUUUUCAUUUGAGAAAUCUAUUUAAAUUAAUAAAAUUAUGAACUACA